Benincasa hispida (wax gourd) is the source of this 970-nucleotide messenger RNA. RefSeq names its product CASP-like protein 4B1. The record is from RefSeq and is a predicted model, not a curated record. NCBI's taxonomy places the organism in Eukaryota, Viridiplantae, Streptophyta, Magnoliopsida, Cucurbitales, Cucurbitaceae.
GCUUCUGUCUCAACUCCCACACCCGCUUCCUUAUACAGAGAAGCUGAGUUGUCGCUUCAUAAUGCCACCCAAAUAAUUUGUAAAGGGGAAAGAAAAAGUUUUAACAAAUAACAAAUUUUGUUCACUCACAAAAAAACUAGAAGUUCUUUAUACCCCGAUCUUCCAGUUGGUCUGUUCCAUCCAAAAAAAUCCCAAUCACUUAUUCGAUUGUGAUGACAAAUCCCGAAGACUCUGCACCGACGCAACAAAAAGGGGCGCCGGCGGCGUCGCCACCGUCUGCCCCUCCGGCGUCGGACGUGGAAAACCCAACGCCACAGGCGAGCAGUUUUGGAGUGUCGGAGAUCGUGAGCCGGUGGCGGAGGGAGGAUCUGUUAAAACGCCGCGUUUUGGCUCUCAGAGGAUUUAGCCUUAUCUUUUCAUUGCUUGCUUUCAUUAUUAUGGCUAGCAAUAAACAUGGCGAUUGGAAAGAUUUCGACAAGUACGAAGAAUUCAGGUACUUGUUGGCAGUAGCAUUUCUCUCCACUUUGUAUACGGGCGCCCAAGUUUUGCGACAAGUUCAUGAACUUUCGACUGGGAAAUCUGUGUUUCUACCCCAAAAAGCUGCCUUUAUCGACUUUAUUGGAGACCAGAGUAUGGCGUAUCUGGAAAUGUCGGCGGCAUCUUCAGCAGUUCCGAUGACAAACAGAAUGAGAGAAGGCUCAGAUUCUUCUUUUACAGACUCAUUGGCAGCUUCUGUUGUUAUGUCCUUCUUCGCCUUCUUCUCCUUGGCUUUAUCCGCCGCCAUUACAGGAUACAAACUCUCUACUUACCCUUAUAUUUAAUUUCUCUAAUUAAUUCCACUUUUAAUUUUACCUCUUAACUCUCCCUCUUAACCACCCUUUUUUGUUUUUCAUUAUAAUGUAAACACUCUCAUCAUUUCUUCAAUUUUUCAUUCAAUUUUCAUUAUUAUAAUGUGUAAACUUCUCAGUCA